Messenger RNA from Paramecium pentaurelia, 494 nucleotides. The record is from the annotation of a GenBank genome assembly. Lineage: Eukaryota; Ciliophora; Oligohymenophorea; Peniculida; Parameciidae.
AUGGACUUGUAUGAAAUAGUAAUAGUUAGUGUUAUUAAUUUUAGACCAUCCUAUAAAUAUAGAGCUUUUACUUGUUUGGUGAUUAAAUAAAAUCAAAUUCUGCUUUAUGGAUACAACUUUCAGAAAAAUGCUAUGAAUUGAAAUUAUAUAAAAUUAUGAUAAAAAUAAUAUCAAUUCUCUUCAAAUUAUAAUUUCAAACAAUAAAUGUUGCUAGACUCUUUAAAAUCAUUUAAUUUGCGAUACAGCUAUAACAACAGUAGGAAAAUAUGGAAUUUCAAGAAUACAACAAGGAUGAUGACUAGACGGAAGGGUUGACUUUUGAAGAAAUAUUAGAUUAGGAGAAACUAAAUCAACUUAAUGAAAUUAAAUUUGAAAUUUUUUAGAUCUUUAUUUUUCUGUCCAAAUUCCAUCCUUUUAAAGUAUUUAUUAAAUCAGAUGAUGGAAUUAAAAAAAUUAAAGCCAACUUUCCAAAAAUUAAACAAUAAGAGUAGUGA